Morone saxatilis (striped sea-bass) is the source of this 2490-nucleotide messenger RNA. Its product is annotated as taste receptor type 1 member 1. The record is from RefSeq and is a predicted model, not a curated record. Gene Ontology annotation, cellular component: membrane. NCBI's taxonomy places the organism in Eukaryota, Metazoa, Chordata, Actinopteri, Moronidae. The transcript is spliced from 6 exons. Bases 1 to 2490 code for a protein of 829 amino acids. Gene Ontology annotation, biological process: G protein-coupled receptor signaling pathway. Gene Ontology annotation, molecular function: G protein-coupled receptor activity.
AUGUUUGGUGCUGUGUUUCUGUCCUUAGGCUGGCUGAUGCUGCAGUUAGCUGAUGGGGAACUGGAUCACAUCUCCCAGGGACAGGGGAUGCAACUGAAGGGCGACUUCUCCAUCGCUGGAUUCUUUCCUCUCCACUACGCAGAUGAAUCAACUAGUGGUUUGCCUGCUUUGGGUCAAUGCAAUAAAGGUAUAGCCAACCAACAUGGAUAUCAUCUGAUGCAAGCCAUGAGAUUUGCUGUGGAAGAAAUCAACAACAACACCGGACCACAUCCUCUUUUACCAGGAGUGACCCUGGGCUACCAGAUGUACGACAUCUGCUCGAAAUCAGCCAGUAUCCUGGGCGCACUGGACCUCCUGGCGCUUCAGAGUCCAGACUACAACAACAGUCAAAGUCCUGUGGGUUUGGUUGGGCCUGACAGCAGCAGCAACACGUUUACCCCUGCUACUUUAUUGGGGGCCUAUCUUGUACCACAAAUCUCUUAUGAAGCAUCGAACGAAUUGCUGAGCAACAAGUUCCGCUAUCCCUCCUUUUUCCGCACAAUUCCCAAUGACAAGAACCAGGUGGCAGCUAUGAUCCAGCUGUUGAUUCGUUUCAACUGGACCUGGAUUGCUAUUAUAGCCAGUGACAACGCCUAUGGCCUGCAGGGAAUGCAGACCCUGUCCCAGGAAGCACCAAACUACGGCAUCUGCAUCGCCUACCAAGGAGUCCUCCCAGUCCCCAGUGACAAGACCCAGACCAUGAGGAACGUUGUGGAAAGCAUACUGAGGACCAAAGUCAACACCAUUGUGGUUUUCUCCAGCAAGACAGUAGUCAAGAACUUCUUCCCGUUUGUUAUUGAGAAGAAGGUGACAGAUAAGGUGUGGGUUGGGUCGGAGGACUGGGUAGCGUCUUCUCUUGUAUCAGGGUUACCUGGGAUCCACACCAUCGGCACUGUGCUCGGCGUGUCCAUCAAAUAUGCAGCCAUAUCUGGUUAUGAGGUGUUUGAGAGAAAGGUAUAUGAGGCUUCAAAGCACGCCAGUGACAAACAGGAAGCCUCAAACUCAAGCAAUACUUGUCUACAGAGCACCGACCUGUACACCCUCGCCAGGAUGAAUUUCCCCCUGGAGAAAUACGACAUCACUUCCUCCUUCAAUGUGUAUACGGCGGUGUAUGCUUUGGCUCAUGCUCUGCACCAAGCACUUGACUGUGACUUUGGAGAGUGCCAAAAGAGGACGGUGUAUCCGUGGGAGCUUCUCUUGUGGCUUAAGCAAGUGCGAUUCAAUCUGGGAAAUACCUCUGUGUACUUUGAUGAGAAUGGUGACCCGCCGACAGGAUAUGACAUAGUUUUCUGGAUUUGGAGAGGGAUGAACAUGACUCUCAGAGAGGUGGGCACCUUCAGCCCAGAUCCCAUUACGCUCACACUAGAUACUAAUCUAAUUGAGUGGCACACAGAACAUUCAAGAACAGUGCCCCUGUCCAUCUGCUCUCCACCUUGCCCGAGAGGCCACAGAAAGUUGCAGACGGGGCAACACGCAUGCUGCUUCGACUGCGAGGCCUGUCCCCCUUCCACGUUCCUUAAUUUAAGUGAUCCCACUAAUUGCCAGGAGUGUCUGCCUGAGCAGUGGUCUCCAGAGAGCAGCGAGCAGUGUCUCAACAGGACCGUCCUGCUGCUCGCCUGGGACAACCCCCUUUCCAUUGCCCUGCUCUUCUUUAUGGCCAGCUGUGUUCUCAUGACCUCCAGCUCUGCAAUAAUCCUCCUGAUCAACCUGAACACGCCUGUCGCCAAGUCUGCCGGAGGCCGCACCUGCCUCCUGAUGCUGGCAGCCCUGACUGCCGCUGCCAUGAGCUCUUUGUGCCAUUUUGGCCGUCCGUCCCCUCUGGCCUGCAUCCUCAAGCAGCCUCUAUUCAUUUUCAGCUUCACUGUGUGCCUGGCCUCCAUCACUGUGCGCGCCCUCCAGGUCGUCUGCAUUUUUAAAUUUGCAUCCAAGCUGCCGCCGGCCUAUGACAAGUGGACCAAAAACCACGGGCCAGAGUUCACCAUUUUCCUGGUGUCCGUCACCAUCUUGCUCAUAUCUGUGCUCCAUGUGGCCAUCACCCCUUCCCAGCCAUCCCAGGAUCUUGACUUUUACACAGACAGCAUUGUGAUAGAGUGCAGUAACACCCUCUCAGGUGGUUCAGGCCUUGAGCUUGCAUAUGUUGCACUGCUCAGCAUCCUCUGCUUCUCUUUCAGCUACAUGGGCAAAGACCUGCCAGCCAACUACAAUGAGGCCAAGUGUGUCACCUUCAGCCUCAUGGUGUACAUGAUCUCCUGGAUGAGCUUCUUCACUCUCUACCUUAUCAGCAGAGGGCCCUUCACCGUGGCCGCACAAGUGUUUGCCAUACUCUUCAGUGUCCUGGCCUUCCUCGGGGGCUACUUCCUGCCCAAAAUUUAUAUUAUUGUCCUGAAGCCACAAAUGAACACAACUGCCCAUUUCCAGAAUUGUAUUCAGAUGUAUACCAUGAGCAAAUAA